Molecule: messenger RNA, 2855 nt
Organism: Pseudo-nitzschia multistriata
Lineage: Eukaryota; Bacillariophyta; Bacillariophyceae; Bacillariales; Bacillariaceae
Source: the annotation of a GenBank genome assembly
GCUUCGUCGCCGUGAUUUCAAAAGCACUGAUGGAUUGAUGCUUUGUCCUUCGUAACUUACAAACAAUUCACRUAUUCAAACACUUGGAACAGAGGAGGCGCAGCGCAUUGCAGUAUCUGACGCCGACAUGGACAAUCAUAACCGAUUUUCUGGGAGAUCCAAUGAAUUCGUUCCCAGAGGAGGAGGCCGCAAUAACAACGGCCCUUGGUUUGGCGGGAAUCGCAAUUACGGACGUGGGAGGGGACGUGGACGCGGUAGAUGGGGUGGAAGACGACCMGAYCACCGAAGUGGCCGGGGGAGAAAUAACAGGAACAAUAACAGCAACAGUCGAAAGGGUCGAGGAGAUCUUCACUACCGACGGUCGGCAUUUGAUCCCAUCGAAGAGAUCGGAGACACGGUGUUCUGCUCCCCCUGUGGCGGAGGAGAUAGCAAUACCAAGCCRUCGUUAUCGUCGUCGUUGGUACGGAUCGCCGUCGAAGGGUGCUGCCACGGAGAGCUCGAUCUCAUCUAUGACCGCCUUUUAGAUCACCAGCGGACCUCRGGCCACGCCAUCGACCUGUUGGUCUGCUGUGGAGAUUUCCAGUCACUGCGGAGCCCCGCCGACUAUCACUCGUCGAGCAUCCCGCCCAAGUACCGGAGGCUGGGAACCUUUGCCAAGUAUUACUCCGGGGAGAAGGUUGCACCAAUUCUCACGGUGUUUAUCGGAGGAAACCACGAGGCCUCACAGCCCCUGCGGGAGCUGCACUACGGGGGAUUUGUGGCGCCAAAGAUUUACUACCUGGGUGCCGCGGGGGUGGUGAGGUACCGGGGCAUCCGAAUCGCGGGGAUUUCUGGAAUCUACAAGAGCCACGAUUACGUAUGUGGAUACCAUGAGGUUGCUCCCUAUAGCGACCGCCGAUCUGUCAAGAGUGUGUACCACGUCCGCAGGAUCGAUGUGGAGCGGAUGAAAUUGUUGAGUAGGGGCAACAAUGACGACAGCAGCAACAACAACAGCAAACAUACUAUUGAUGUCUUUGCCAGCCACGAUUGGCCCCUUGGCAUCGAGCAGCACGGCGACACACAGGGCCUUAUACGGAGGAAACCUUUUUUCCGGAGAGAAAUCGAACGGAAUGAGCUGGGAAGUCCACCCAACAGGGAGCUCCUGGAUGUUCUAAAGCCGACGCACUGGUUCGCCGCCCAUCUUCACGUCAAAUUCCAUGCCACCCUUGUCCAUCGAACCCAAGAACCAGCCACGCUAGCGAGAAAGAACGACCAGACUAAUCCCACACCGCAGACACAGGUAUCGACCACACCGCCAACUAGUAGCGUGUUAAUGCCAUCUCAGGUUAGAUCCAAACCAGUAAUAUCUGCACCGCCGCUACUGCUACCRCCGCCACCACCCGUCAACGUWGCAAAUAAAAUGGCCUCGAUACCAUUUGAUGAGAACAAUGCAAGUGAUACAGAUACAAGCACGAAUGUGAAAACUGACACAGAAGCAGAUGUAGAUGGAACUGCAGCAACUGCAUCGGUACCCUCGUCAACAACGGAAUUUCACGCUAUGGAAGGCUCAGAGGCGACCUGCAAAUUAGGCAAUGAUUCGAUCCCCGACCUGACUGAACAAAUGACAAGGUUCCUUGCCCUCGAUAAGUGCUUGCCACGCCGUCAAUUCUUGUCGGUUCUGAAUGUACGGCUUCYGGAUACAGAUGGUUCUGGAGAGGGGAACGAAUUGUCGUCGCAGCUUCCGGACGAAAGGUCCGGCACUACGAUAGACCAGCAUCCCAACAAUGCUGGAGAUGCUUCAUCGUCUGACAUCGAAGCAACGGCAACAAUGUGUGGAGCUCCGACACAGGUGCAACCACAAGAAGAGCCAUCAACAUCAGAGGAAUACCACUUGGAAUACGACCCCGAAUGGUUAGCAAUCUUGAAACAGACGCACCACUGGAAUACCACCGAGAGAGGGCCCGUUUCUGUCCCCUCUUUCAAUCAUUCAAAUGCACAKUACGAUGCUUCCUGGGUCAGAAACCGCUUCAAAAAAACSAAUUUYGAAAAUCAAAACAAACCGGCGAAGGAAGAUUUGCCAUCUUUGGCGUCGGCAACACCAAACGAAAAGAAGGCUCAGCAAGAUGAACGGGGAGCCGCUCGAGCUGUCGAUUCGAAAUCGAAUUCGGCAAGACAGAAAACGCCGUACUUAGAAAUCCCGAGAGACUUUGUUCCGACGGUCCCGUAUUACACCRAUGAGGCCUUUCGGGGCGGAAAAAGCGGUAGUACCACCGACCCGCCGUCGCUGCCGGCUAUGGGCAAUCCACAAACCGACCAUCUAUUGCGCGUUUUGGAACUGSAGCACAUCCUUACGAGACCCUACGACCCUGCACUAACGCCUGACGUUAUUUCAGCUCAAUGGCGUGACCGAACAAGCAAGAGACGAACCAUCGGUGGUAGCAUCUAUGCCUACAACAAUGCCAGCACCUCCAUCCGAGGCAGAAGCAGUGUUCACAAUAAUGGUAACCCAAGCAAUAGAACAAUAAUAUUGGAUGACGAAAACGAGAUCGAUAUUGAUGACGACGAGGAUACGGCUAAAGAAGAAAUAGACGACAACGAGAUUCAACUCGAAGAUAGUGAUGAUCACGACGACGACGGUGCUGACAGCAAUUGGGACAGAGAUAACAAUGGAAAAGGAAGUUCCAAAGAAGCAGAAAAGGAUGAAGGUGAUGAGAACGAGAUCGAUCUCGACAGCUCUGAAGGCGACAAUGCGGAUUCUGACAACAACGGAGAUAGCAUCGAGACAAACACUGCUGUGUUUAAGAAAGCGCGACUCGAAAAUUGAUGGAUCUUUUGUUGCUAAGUUUACUAACUAUACAUAAAUAGCAUUCCAUCAA